GUUGGGCGGCAGGCCUGGGCAGCGCAGCGGUGGGGCCGAACCUAGCGCAAGCGGGCCCGCCUGCAGGGCAAAUCUUCAAGAACUGGAGCGAGAACUAUCGUGAGGUAUCUGACCUCCUGGAUUGGAUGGGUGGCGAUGGCGUGCUGAUAGACCACCCGUCCAAAGACAUUCGCGCGCACCUGAACCGCGUCCUGCAGGCCUGGUCCGAGGCGAAGCAGGGCAAGACCGUGCAGCCGAAUUUGAUCGACCACAAAGACGCCCUCAAGGAUUUCAGCCCUGAAGAAAUGGAGGCCGUCAAGGACAUGCCCGGCCGCGUGAUGCUACUCAACGCCAUCAAGAAGAUGAGCGCCGAGAUGAAUGCCACUCCUGUGGCAGCCAACUUCAGGGCCAUGGAGAAGCUCGAGGAGAAGGUCCAAGAAGCCUUCAAGGAGAAGAUCAGAGCCAAGAUGAUGAUUGCCGCCAGGGGCGGGUUGUGCAUCCCCCUCGCGAAGGACGGCAGUUUGGUCAGCAACUUCUUCAAGAAGCUGAAAGCCGCGAAGGCGGUGGCCCCACCAAAGUUGAAGAAGGCCUUGGAGGCGCUGCAAGAGGCUACAGGCGAGGCCGCCGAGGGUGGCGAGCUGCAGGGCGCCGAGAUCGCCGACUUCGAGGGCGGCCCAGAGGCGGCCAAUGAGGAUGGCGAGAACGAGGCCGCGGAUG
Prorocentrum cordatum is the source of this 696-nucleotide messenger RNA. Lineage: Eukaryota; Dinophyceae; Prorocentrales; Prorocentraceae. The record is from the annotation of a GenBank genome assembly.